AUGUCUGAGCGAAUUCUGACCGACCUUCCGCUUGAGAUCUUCUGGCUCAUUGUGAAGGGCCCUGAGUUCAACAAAGACAUCAAAGCUCUAACGCAAGUCAACCGAGGUCUUUACGCUCUCCUCAACCCAUACCUGUACCGAAUCAAUGUCGAAAACUAUGAUAAUCCUGCCAUUGCUUGGGGCGCCUACCACGGCCAAGAAGAAACCGUUCGAAAGGCCCUGAAGCAGGGUGCCCGGACAUGGUCUACCUAUGGCGAAGGUAGCUUACCAGAGCCGAUUACUAUUGCAGCACUACGUGGUCACGCAAAUAUUGUCAAGCUUCUCCUCGACCAUGGAGUCGACCCGAUGUCCUCCUGGCCAAAUGACGAUGACGGUAAAGAGACAGGGUUACGGAUGGCAAGGUUCCGGAUGGAUUUUGAUAAUUACACUGAGUUGUAUCCAAUCCGAGACUGGCCUCCCUGGACAGCGGCGCUUGCCAAGGACAAUGCAGAAGUGCUACAAGUCUUGAUUGAGAAGAGUGGAUUCGUGCCGCGCCCCUGGGAUUUUUUUGAAACCGUCAGCGAAGGCUAUUAUGAGACCCUGAAAGUUCUUGUGAAAGCUUGUCCUAAAUGGGAAGAUCUUGCUCGAUCCAACUACAGCACUAUAUUGGGAAAGGCAAUCAGUGUAUCACCGCAUAACCUCGAUAUCACUCGCUUCCUUGUCGAUUCAGGAUCCCCAAUCAACCACAUAGACUACAAUCAACAAACCCCGUUGGCCGCAGCCGCAGAAAUCGGGAACAUCGAGACAGUUCGAUUUUUGCUGGACCGAGGAGCCGAUCCCGAUCCCGAAACCCCACUGUGGCCGCUGAGGCUUGCCGCAGAACAAGGAAAUACCAAGAUUGCAGAACUACUGUUGGAAAAGAUUGACGUCCAAAGCAAAAUUACUGGUGGCAGAGAUGACCAGUUUUGGCUACUUUACUCGGCGGCGGCCUGUGGGUUUGAGAAGAUUGUGCGAGCUUGCUUGGAUGCUGGGUGCAAUCCAAAUAACAGGCUGUACAUUGAUUAUUGUCCUUUCAGCGUGGAUGCUACAAACCAAGUAUCUGACGGCGGGUAUAAUUUAACGCCGCUAGAAUGGGCCCGUGGGAGAGGCCACUCUGAAGUUAUGCGUCUGCUCGAGAAUGUUGGAAGCUCCAACAGGGCAAAAAUUGCAGAUUCGACCGCCUCAUGA
Messenger RNA from Penicillium expansum, 1206 nucleotides. Its product is annotated as ankyrin repeat domain-containing protein. The coding region runs from base 1 to 1206 and encodes 401 amino acids. The record is from RefSeq and is a predicted model, not a curated record. Lineage: Eukaryota; Fungi; Ascomycota; Eurotiomycetes; Eurotiales; Aspergillaceae. Gene Ontology annotation, molecular function: protein binding. The transcript has a single exon.